UUCAUGACGAAAGUAGAUCAGAUGGUAAAAGUACAGUGUUUUUAUAUGGAAGCUGACAAGACUGUUUCAGUACCAUUAGAAGUCAGGUUUAUGACGAAAGUAGAUCAGAUGGUAAAAGUACAGUGUUUUUAUAUGGAAGCUGACAAGACUGUUUCAGUACCAUUAGAAGUCAGCAUGAUUACAACGCAGUUCCGCGAGAAGAUGUACGAGAUGCCACGCUGUGAAUAUACACUUCGACGUGGAUCACCGCAAGGUCCAAUAGUAGAAUAUGCGCAGCUUGGAGAAAGUGUGUAUCACCGCUGGGAAUGUCUGGAUCAGGCCGAUACAUUUGGCAUGCUCGUUCACUCAUGCUAUGUAGACAACGGGUAUGGCGAUCGGGUUGACAUACUCGACAGUAAAGGGUAA
Gongylonema pulchrum is the source of this 405-nucleotide messenger RNA. NCBI's taxonomy places the organism in Eukaryota, Metazoa, Nematoda, Chromadorea, Rhabditida, Gongylonematidae. The record is from the annotation of a GenBank genome assembly.